Brassica napus (rape) is the source of this 939-nucleotide messenger RNA. RefSeq names its product F-box/FBD/LRR-repeat protein At1g16930-like. NCBI's taxonomy places the organism in Eukaryota, Viridiplantae, Streptophyta, Magnoliopsida, Brassicales, Brassicaceae. Bases 1 to 939 code for a protein of 312 amino acids. The transcript is spliced from 2 exons. The record is from RefSeq and is a predicted model, not a curated record.
AUGGAACUAGAGUUUGUUGCUUCCCUACCUUGUCUGAAGGUUAUGUGUUUAGAUAUUGUAAGGUAUGAGUAUGACGAUUCGCUGAUCCAUGACGAAUCCAAUUACCUUGAGACACUUCUAACCAGCUGCCCGGUUCUUGAAAAGUUAACCAUAAUCAGGGAUAUAUUUGAUUAUCUUAAAAUUAUUUGUGUGCGCUCUAAGUCUUUAAAAAGUUUAACUCUAUGGGUUGACUCAUGCCAAGUUGGUCUCUUGGAAGAUCAUGUUGUGGAAAUAGAUGCUCCGAGGCUUGAGCAUAUGAGUCUCCAUGAUCACUUAUCUAGAAGCAUCGUUAUACACAGUAUUGCUCCCUAUGCAUCGGUGAACAUCGAUGUUCACUUUGAUGGGAAUGAUGGUUAUACAUCACUGGACCAAGAUGAUGAUGAUUCUAAUUCCAAGAGGACUAUGAUCCGUAAUUUCCUCACCAAGAUAUCCACAGUCUCCCGCAUGGAGAUCUCUUACAAUACUCUAGAGGUCAUCCAUGAUUACUCAAAAUUGGAACAGUUACCUCACUUCUCUAACUUGUCUUGGUUAUAUGCUUCUUUCCUUGACUCGUUUUGGGAAUUGCUGCCAACCUUUCUUUGUUGCUGCCCGAAUCUACACAUACUCGUCCUGGAAUUUGUGUUUGAUAUAGAGGAAAGCCCAAUGAAACUCUCCUCUGUGCCACCGUGUUUCCUAUCGUCUCUCAAGUAUGUUAAGCUUGCCACGCAAGGCACAACAAAAACUUCAAGCCAGAUGAAAUUAGCUAGAUAUUUUCUGAGUCAUUGUGCUGUCCUGAAGAAACUGAGCUUAAGCAAGAGUUUUGGUGAUGGCAUCAUCAAGAAAAUAAAAAAGAUUCAAAGAAAGUCUAGAGAGUGCAUCAUUGUCACUGGUUGUGUGGCUUACCAUAGACAAGAUGAAUAA